Messenger RNA from Carcharodon carcharias (great white shark), 2029 nucleotides. RefSeq names its product solute carrier family 6 member 4a (gene slc6a4a). Gene Ontology annotation, biological process: serotonin uptake; sodium ion transmembrane transport. Lineage: Eukaryota; Metazoa; Chordata; Chondrichthyes; Lamniformes; Lamnidae. Gene Ontology annotation, cellular component: neuron projection; plasma membrane. The transcript is spliced from 13 exons. Gene Ontology annotation, molecular function: serotonin:sodium:chloride symporter activity; serotonin binding. The record is from RefSeq and is a predicted model, not a curated record. Bases 1 to 1977 code for a protein of 658 amino acids.
AUGGCGGUGAUUCUUCCCUUAAACCACGAGAUUUCUCAUCUCCACUCCGAAAAAGAGCCAUCGGACACCAUCAAGGACGAGGAUUACAAAGAGAAUGGAGUUUUGAUUAAGAACUCCGGGUCCACUCGCGACCUUUCCGGGGAGGGCAACACGUCUCCCUCCAGCAGCCUAGAGAAGGGGGAAGCUGGUCAAAUAUCCAAUGGUUACUCGGCCGUCCAGAGCCCGGUGGGAUGUAACGGAGGGAGCGAUGGGGACGGGGCUUGCCCCUUGCCAUUGGCCGCCUGUCAGCUGCAGGAGCUGAGCAAGUCCACGGUCCGAGAAACCUGGAGCGAUAAAACCGACUUCAUGCUCUCGGUCAUCGGGUAUGCGGUGGACCUGGGGAACGUGUGGCGUUUCCCGUACAUCGCGUACCAAAACGGCGGCGGGGCCUUCCUCAUUCCGUAUCUGCUGAUGGCUGUGUUUGGAGGCAUCCCACUCUUUUACAUGGAGUUGGCACUGGGACAGUACCACAAAAAUGGAGCAAUUUCUAUUUGGAGGAAAAUAUGCCCAAUUUUCAAAGGGAUUGGAUAUGCAAUCUGUAUAGUAGCUCUAUUUGUUUCCUUUUACUACAAUACCAUUAUGGCCUGGGCUCUGUACUACCUCUACUCAUCACUUACUUCUGAGCUCCCAUGGACCAGCUGUAACAAUGCAUGGAAUACUCAGAACUGUACCAACUACUUCCUAAAGGAUAACAUCACCUGGACAAAGUACUCCACCUCUCCUGCAGAAGAAUUUUAUAUUCGCCAAGUACUUCAAGUUCACAAAUCACACGGACUGGAAGACCUGGGCGGUAUCAGUUGGCAUUUAGCAAUUUGCCUGCUCUUUAUAUUUGUCGUGGUGUAUUUCAGUAUUUGGAAAGGUGUAAAGACUUCUGGAAAGGUUGUAUGGGUAACAGCUACCCUCCCCUAUCUCGUCCUGUUUAUUCUCUUGAUACGGGGAGCCACUUUGCCUGGUGCAUGGCGAGGACUCCUCUUCUAUCUUAAACCUGAAUGGAACAAACUGCUUACCACCCAGGUAUGGGUGGAUGCUGCUGCCCAGAUUUUCUUUUCACUUGGCCCUGGAUUUGGUGUCCUCUUGGCAUUUGCCAGCUACAACAAAUUCAACAACAACUGUUACAAGGAUGCUUUGGUCAUCAGCACUGUGAACUGCUUGACCAGUUUCAUGUCUGGCUGUGUAAUGUUUACUGUCCUUGGCUAUAUGGCAGAAAUGAGGAAUGAAGAGGUAGCAGAUGUGGCCAAAGACACUGGCCCCAGUCUGCUUUUCAUUACUUAUGCAGAGGCAAUAACCAAUAUGCCGGCAUCCACAUUUUUCGCUAUAAUAUUUUUCAUAAUGCUGAUCACACUGGGUUUGGACAGUACAUUUGCAGGCCUAGAAGGAGUGAUAACGGCAGUACUAGAUGAAUAUUCAGAUUUACUUCGAAAACAUCGUGAAUGGUUUGUGCUCGGCCUGAUCAUAGUCUGCUACCUGGGAGCUUUGAGCACCCUUACAUAUGGUGGGGCAUACGUGGUGAAAUUUUUUGAAGAAUAUGCCACUGGAGCUGCUAUCAUUACCGUUGUGUUUCUUGAAUCGAUAGCAGUGUCUUGGUUUUACGGAAUGAAACGUUUCUGCAGAGAUGUUAAGGAAAUGCUUGGUUUCAGCCCCGGUUGGUUCUGGCAGAUUUGCUGGGUUGCGAUUAGUCCAAUUUUCCUGCUGUUCAUCAUUGCCAGUUUCCUGUCAGCUCCUCUAGACCUUAAGCUGUUUGAUUAUACAUACCCUUAUUGGACUGCAGUAGUUGGCUACUGCAUUGGAACUUCAUCAUUUAUCUGUGUUCCAUCCUACAUGGUUUACAAAAUUAUAAUUACUCCUGGAACAUUUAAACAGAGGGUUUUGAGAAGCAUCACCCCAGAAGUUGAAGAAAACGAAACUCCUAAUUCUGGUGUCCACCUGAAUUCUGUUUGAUACAGCCAAAAUGAGUGUCCUUAACUUCUUGGACUGACUGCUCAGAUCAGCC